This is a messenger RNA of Lagenorhynchus albirostris (white-beaked dolphin), 2584 nucleotides long. It is a transcript of the gene PTGIS, whose product is annotated as prostaglandin I2 synthase. The coding region runs from base 513 to 2090 and encodes 525 amino acids. NCBI's taxonomy places the organism in Eukaryota, Metazoa, Chordata, Mammalia, Artiodactyla, Delphinidae. The record is from RefSeq and is a predicted model, not a curated record. Gene Ontology annotation, biological process: prostaglandin biosynthetic process. Gene Ontology annotation, molecular function: iron ion binding; monooxygenase activity; heme binding. The transcript is spliced from 9 exons.
CUUACCCUUUCCCGGUGGGCAUGAGAGGAAGUGUGAGAUGACCAGGACCCUGGUCCAUGCUGGCUCAUACAGAGAACUCUGUAUCCUAAUACCACUGGGUUCUGGAAGGUUCUCCUACCUGCAGAGAGGUGACCACCUUAACUGGACCCCCCAGUAUGUACGAACAUCAACUGGUACCCCAGCUUCUGCUCUCAGCCCCCUGUGGUCUAUUCCCUACUCAGCAGCCAAAAGCCACUUGUAAAAACCAAAGCCAAAUCCUGUCCCUCCUCUGCUUCGAACUCCGAUGGCUCCCCCCUCACUCAGAGCAAACGCUGAAGUCCUCAGAGCUGCCUGCAAGGCCCUGUAUGGUCUGGCCCUGUUACUGCUCCGGCCUCACCUUCUACUGUACGCGCCUUGUUCCCACAUCCAGCCACCCUGGCCUCCUCACUGUUCUUUGCACACACCAGGCAUGAUCCAGCUUAGGGGCCUCUGCACUUGUUCCCUCCACUUGGAAGCUCUUCUUUUAGAUAUCCAUGUGGCUCCCUCCCUCACCGCCUUCAGGUCUUUGGUCAGAUGUCUCCUCAGGGAAGCCUUCCUCUCCACUGAAAAUCUCACGCCACGCCCCACACUCUAUCCUCUUCCCUGCUUUAUCAAAUGGUGAUAAGUGCUGUGGCUUCUGCAGGCGACCUGGCGAGCCCCCCCUGGACCUGGGCAGUAUCCCCUGGUUGGGCUAUGCUUUGGAGUUUGGAAAAGAUGCCGCCAGCUUCCUCUCUAGGAUGAAGGAGAAGCAUGGUGAUAUCUUUACUGUGCUGGUGGGGGGCAGGUAUGUCACUGUCCUCCUGGACCCACACUCCUAUGACAUGGUGGUGUGGGAGCCUCGCACCAGGCUGGACUUCCACGCCUACGCCGUCUUCCUCAUGGAGAGGAUUUUCGACGUGCAGCUUCUGCAUUACAGCCCCAGUGAUGAAAAGUCCAAGAUGAAACCGACUCUCCUCCACAAGGAGCUCCAGGCACUCACGGAAGCCAUGUAUACCAACCUCCACACUGUCCUGCUGGGUGACACCACGGAAGCAGGCAGUGGCUGGCAUGAGAUGGGACUCCUCGAAUUCUCCUACAGCUUCCUGCUCAGAGCUGGCUACCUGACUCUAUACGGUGUCGAGGCACCGCCACACACCCAGGAGAGCCAGGCCCAGGACCGCGUCCACUCAGCCGAUGUCUUCCACACCUUCCGCCAGCUUGACCUGCUGCUCCCCAAACUGGCACGUGGCUCCCUGUCAGUGGGGGAUAAGGACCAGGUGUGCAGGGUCAAAGGUCGCCUGUGGAAGCUGUUGUCCCCAGCCAGGCUGGCCACUCGGGCCCACCGGAGCAAAUGGCUGGAGAGUUACCUGCUGCACCUGGAGGAGAUGGGCGUGUCGGAGGAGAUGCAGGCGCGGGCUCUGGUGCUGCAGCUCUGGGCCACACAGGGGAACAUGGGUCCUGCCGCCUUCUGGGUCCUGCUCUUCCUUCUCAGGACCCCCGAGGCCCUGGCUGCUGUCCGCGGAGAGCUUGAGCCUAUGCUCUUGCAAGUAGAGCAGCCCAUUUCGCAGAUGACCGCCCUCCCACAGAAGGUUUUGGACAGCAUGCCUGUGCUUGACAGCGUGCUGAGUGAGAGCCUCAGGCUCACCGCUGCACCCUUCAUCACCCGCGAGGUCGUGGUGGACAUGGCCUUGCCCAUGGCAGAUGGGCGGGAAUUCACCCUGCGAUGCGGCGACCGCCUCCUCCUCUUCCCCUUCCUGAGUCCCCAGAAGGACCCGGAGAUCUACACAGACCCAGAGGUAUUUAAAUACAACCGAUUCCUGAACCCUGAUGGAUCAGAGAAGAAAGACUUUUACAAGGACGGGAAGCGACUGAAGAAUUACAGCAUGCCAUGGGGAGCAGGGCACAACCAGUGCCUGGGGAGGGGUUAUGCCAUCAGCAGCAUCAAACAAUUCGUGUUCCUCGUGCUGGCGCGCUUUGACCUGGAGCUGAUCAGCCCGGACGUGGAGAUGCCCUUGUUUGACCUCAGCAGGUACGGCUUCGGGCUGAUGCAGCCAGAACACGACGUGCCUGUCCGUUACCGCAUCCGGCCUUGAGCUCCGGGGCAGAUGGGACUCCACGCACCCAGCCUGACCCUAGUCGCCCAACGUUCUGUGCCUGCGUUUGGCCUGGGUACAGAGCUUUGAACACCCAACGGUGCCAAGCGUUAUCCCUUCCCUACUGUUUUUCCUAGAAGGCUGUGUCUGGGGGAGGGGAAAGUAGGGGAGUGAAGAAAAGACACCAAAAGCUCUGCGGAUUAUCCACUGCAAAGGUUAAGUUCCAAAACGAGGCUCUUUCCGCUCCCAGCCCCUCUUGCCCCUCUCACCUUUAGGAUACCCACUAAAGCUCGGGCAGACGGGGCACAACUAGGAGACCCCACUGCUCUGCCCCCAGCCCCCACGGGCUGCCAUCCAAGGCCCUGACAGUGGUGCCGUCCAGACCCUAACCAGUCAGAGCAGAUGCUGGCCACUAAAAGGCCAUGUGGGCCUAGCAGUGCGUCUGUUGAAAUAAACUCUGUCCCCAAAUUUUUAUUAAACUACCUAAAGCCAAA